Messenger RNA from Neoarthrinium moseri, 3531 nucleotides. RefSeq lists its product as uncharacterized. The record is from RefSeq and is a predicted model, not a curated record. The transcript has 2 exons. NCBI's taxonomy places the organism in Eukaryota, Fungi, Ascomycota, Sordariomycetes, Amphisphaeriales, Apiosporaceae. The coding region runs from base 1 to 3531 and encodes 1176 amino acids.
AUGGCCCCGGCGCAAGAAGUCGACGACUUCGGUCUGCCGAUCCGGAAGUUCUCGAGCGAUCCGGUGGAGGCCGACCCGGCCACGAAAGCGGUGGGCAAGGACGAAACCGACGGCACAAACGAUGCUGCAGACAAGACGACGAGAGACCUGACAACCAAGAAGAGCCCGGCGGGCGACAAGGAGUCAGGGGCCACAGAACAAAAGCCGCAAGAGGGAAGCUUGAAGGCUCCGAGCAAGAUGGACCAACCUUCGGCGGGGAACAGCGACGAUGAGGACUUCCAAAGCGCCCAGGCCACGCCUGUGCCCGGCACGCCAGCGAACGAACGGGCCGACGCCUCCAAGGAGAAGGCGGAAGAUCCUGAAGCUCCCAAGACCCCUGUGCCGCCACCUACAGAGGAUAGAGAAUCGGCCAAGACACCGGUGCCACCAGAAACAAAGACAUCCCCUCCCGCCGAUAGUAAGCCCAAGAGUGAGGACGACAACGCAGAACGCGAACCGAAACCCACCGAUACGAACGAGACCAAACGUCAAAGAUCAGACACUACGUCUUCUGUCCAAGCCAUAUCGGGCCCUUCCAUACGGCAGAUAGAAGCCAGCAAAAAAGCCGAAGAGGCGAAGGAGGCAAAGAAGACGCAAGCGGUAGACCACAGCCGCGAUACCAGCGUCGCUAGCAUGGGCGAGUUCUCCCACCAGCAGCUGGCCACCCACAAGGACGAAGAAAAAAACGAUGACGACGAUGGCUGGCAGACCAUGCCUGCCUAUGCGCCGUACGAUAUUUACGACGACGACAACCGACUGAUUGCAAAGGAGCACAACGAGGACGAGGACGAGACAUACGGUUACGCCGGCCUCGGCGGUGCCGGCAGGGGCUACACUCGGGUUCUGGACGAUGAAGACGCCCAAUCUGAGAACAGCAUGGACGAUGACACGAGAUACCUCUUCAAGGACCCGAAGAGCACGAGCAUGGUGGACGACGAGCAGGAACAGCGAGAUGCCGUCUCGCAGUUGCAAGCUACCAAGGACCUCCUAACCGAGGGUCAGAGGAUCGCAUACGUCGGUGUGACUCGAGUGGAGCUCUACGAGAUGCAGAAGCAAGCUGAGUAUGAGUAUACCAAGAAGACGAAGAAAUAUGUCCAGACGGCGGCGGAAGCCACGAGGAUGUGGUCACAAAAGAUUAUGAUCCGGCUGUAUGCCCACAUGGAGAUUAGUCCCCCGGAACAGGUCAUGAUAGAGCAGUUGGCCGCCCACGGCGUCAGGCCUGAGGAUCUCACGCCCGUUCUCAUGCAAAAUUCAAGAGUCAAGAAUCCCAUGGCGGAGGAACCAAGCUCAACGUCGACGCCCGCCACACCGAAGGCAGGCGGAGGGACUAGCCCGCGUGCGUCUAUCUCAGGCACAUCGCAGGAGGAGCAGCCGGCAGCAGUCCCUCCCCCUUAUGAGGCCCACACCAACGAGGGCGAGGAGAUGCCAGACGUCAAAACGCCAUCACAACUACCGCAUACGCAGAAGAUUGAUAUUGACCUUCGGUGGACUGUGCUUUGUGACCUGUUCCUGGUCCUGAUUGCCGACUCUAUCUAUGACGCGAGGUCGAGGGUGUUGCUAGAGCGUGUGGCCAAGAGCCUGGAGGUUCCCUGGAUAGACGUCUGCAGGUUUGAGAAGCGCGUUACGGACGCAUUAGAGAUGCAACAGGCUGCCGAGAAGGAGAACUGGAACGAGGAUGAACAUUUGGAGAACAGGAGGAAGCUCGCCCUGAAGAAGCGAUAUGUCAUGAUGGGUCUCGCGACAGUCGGUGGCGGUCUCGUCAUUGGUCUGUCGGCCGGCCUUCUCGCACCCCUCAUCGGAGCUGGCCUGGCAGCCGGAUUUACGACUAUAGGUGUCGGCGGAACGAGCUCGUUUCUCGCUGGUGCUGGAGGCGCUGCUAUCAUCACAUCUGGCGCCACCGCCUCGGGUAGUUUCAUGGGUGCCAAGGCCGCCAGUCGGAGAACCGGGUCCGUGAAGACUUUCGAGUAUAGGCCAUUGCACAACAACAAGCGGGUCAACCUGAUCGUAACGGUCUCGGGGUGGAUGACGAGUAAAGUCGAUGAUGUCCGUUUGCCAUUUAGCACCGUCGACGCAGUUAUGGGCGAUAUCUAUUCCAUUCUAUGGGAGCCCGAGCUUUUGACCAGUAUGGGUGACACCAUCAACAUUCUGGCCACUGAGGCCCUCACCCAAGGACUGCAGCAAGUUCUGGGCAGUACAAUAUUGAUUGGUCUCAUGGCUGCUCUGCAGCUGCCUGUUGUGCUCUCGAAGCUAUCGUAUCUAAUCGAUAACCCCUGGGCUGUCUCAUUAGAUCGCGCAUGGUCUGCAGGUCUCAUUCUUGCAGACUCCCUCAUUGACCGAGGUCUAGGCACGAGACCCAUCACUCUUGUAGGCUACUCUCUGGGUGCUCGGGUGAUUUUCUCCUGCUUGUUGGAGCUGGCACGGAAGGGCGCCUUCGGCCUAGUCCAGAAUGUUUACAUGUAUGGAUCACCUAUUGUGGUCAAGACGGACGAGUACCUGAAAAUUCGCACCGUAGUGGCGGGCAGGUUUGUCAACGGAUACAACAAGAAUGACUGGAUCCUUGGUUACCUCUUUCGAUUGACGAACGGUGGCAUUCGCCGAGUCGCGGGCCUGGCGACGAUAGACAACAUUCCGGGAAUUGAGAAUAUGGACUGCACCGAGUUUGUCGUGGGACACAUGGACUAUCGACAAGCGAUGCCAAAAUUGCUACGAGAGUGUGGCUGGCUCGUUGAGAGCGACGAGUUCGGCGAGAUCGAGGACCCCGAUCCUGAGCAACACCGGGAGAGACAGCGGGAGCUUAUCAGUGAGAUUGAAGAGGCUCGUAAAGAACUCGAGAAGGAGGGCCAGGGCAAGAAGGGAGGCGCUUUCAGCUUCUUCUCGCGGAAGAAGAAGCAGCGCGCGGAAUGGGAAGUUUACGAGGACAACAAGGGCCAACCAGGCCCGGACGGUUCCACGUCCGAGGACAGAGCCGGCAACAAUCACGGCGUACUGUUCGACGUCGAUGCCAUCAGAGCCGAGCUUGCAAAAGAGCAGAACAAAGACGGCGAAGUAGAGGAGCUCCAGGUCAGAGAGCUUCAGUCGACUCUACCACCGAUCAAGAUCCGAUCACCAUCACUAUCAGAGAACCCCCGCGCGGCCCUGCGUGAGACAAAGAGCGACGACGCAGCGACAACUCUACGGAGCGUGUCCUCUCCCGGCUUGGGGGCCUCACAGGACCGGACACCCACCAUGCCCAGUUCGAGCUUCGGCUACCACAGCCCGAAUCCAUCACAGUCGUACGGGCUGGAUCACGGCGCCGAUGAGAUCCAGAUGACGUUCGACGAUGGAUAUCGGGCGCCGGAGUCCAGCAAAGCCCAGGAUGCCUACUCUGCAGCCCCGGCGAGACCGGAGAUCAAAUCGAGCCAGACGACACCGAACAUGGCGUUGCAUGAUCCUUGGGCCGACGACGACGAGGAGUUCGGGAAGGAGAAGGAAAUCCAGAUGACUUUUGCGUAG